This is a messenger RNA of Puccinia triticina, 1554 nucleotides long. RefSeq lists its product as uncharacterized. The record is from RefSeq and is a predicted model, not a curated record. The transcript has 2 exons. NCBI's taxonomy places the organism in Eukaryota, Fungi, Basidiomycota, Pucciniomycetes, Pucciniales, Pucciniaceae. The coding region runs from base 1 to 1554 and encodes 517 amino acids.
AUGACACGCAAAGAUCGCACUCGUAUUGCCAAUCAAACGAAGCGAUGUUGGAGCAAGAAGCUAACCCAGAGGAAACCACUGGUACCUCACUGUGUUCCACCCAACAUUGUUACACACCCCUUUUCAGGUCUCAUUAACCAGGCGCUGGGUAACUUGGUCAAGAAAUACAACCGCAUCGACCUCAGGGCUGCCUCGCGAGAACCACCCUGGGACGUUGACGAAGAGGAAUAUGUUGAUGAUAACUGGAGAUUUGCCAGGAAAGAAGUACUCUCGAUCAACCAACUAGACACUCAAAAAGCGCACCUCGUUCAAUUCCAAACGUCCUUCCUACCUGCAUUAAAACAGCAACUCGAAGAUCUGUUGAAAUCACUAGACAUAGCCGAUCUACCAAAAACCCCAACUCCAAAACUUCUUGAUACCCUCGAGAUCACAUCCCGACUCAGCCACACCUCCGAUCAAAUCAAUAAUUUCCUGCGCUCCGUUGCCCCUAUCGCUGUCAAUCCAUUGCACACACCCGAGAACUAUGAUCAUAAUUAUGGUGGUCUGAAAAAAUACAGAGUCAGCCGGAUCAUUGACAAAACCAAUGACUUGAUGCGUGGUCAUGUCUCGCAACUAUUCCACAGAUGUAGCACACUCAUGCGAGCAUUCGUAACCUAUUCAAAGAACCCUCCGAUCAGCUUGCGCAAUCAACCGGAUCUGAUUGCUCUCGGAAAGAAUGUGAUCAAAGGAACAGCCCUAUCCUCCGAUGAAAUCAACAGUAUAAUCAAAUGGUCCGCGCAAUCUGACUUCAGUAUUCUCCAAGCUAGAUGCCACAGUGAGGCAGAAGAUCUUGGAUACACUCUGGGACGGCUUACCGCUCAAAUAGAUCCAAAAAGACGAGUAGGGCCAUGGUGUGGUGGAUUCAGCGGCGAAUCGUACGAAAACCCUUGGUCCACAUCUGAAGACGAAUCAGAUGAAAAUGAAUCUUCGGAGACCGAUCAAGCUGGAACUGAAUCUUUGGAUGAGCACGAGGACACUCAGUCUCACUCUAAUCCUUCUAGCGAGCAUGAAAGUACUCAAUCCAGCUCUAGCCUUUCACCUGGUCUAUCCGUCGAGUUCUCGUUCACGCCACGAUUCAUCAGACUCUCCAGAUCGACUAUACCACUUAUGAAAUUGCUUCGAAUAUUCUUCAACAAGCUAUCGAACGCUCGCACAAGUAAACCACCAUUUACAAUUGGUACUACAAUGAGUUCGACUGAGAUCAAUGCGAUGGAUGAUGAAAUUGGCGGACUCGCUUGCAGCAUUUCAAAUCUUAUGAACACCUUGUUUUACAUGUACGAUUCUAAUGCUGAUAUGGACAGCGCGAAUGAUCUCAGAAAUUUGCACGGCGAAAUCUCGAGGUGUUUUGAUUCCUCUAUGAUCCUAUUAUGCUGUUAUCUUCAUCCCUUAACUCCUCAAGAUGAUGAUCUUCCUCUCUCUGGAAAUAUGUUCAAAACUUGGUUUCUUGAAUUAAGACAACAGACCCGCUUGGCUCUUGAUCAUUUCCGAAGCGCUCUAUACAGCUUUGAAAAAUGA